Messenger RNA from Danio rerio (zebrafish), 3933 nucleotides. The record is from RefSeq and is a predicted model, not a curated record. NCBI's taxonomy places the organism in Eukaryota, Metazoa, Chordata, Actinopteri, Cypriniformes, Danionidae.
UCAGCUCUGCCACCAGUCACAUUUUAUGGAUUGCUCUCCUUGUUGCUCAACACUUGGGGAAAGUGUGCAGUACUUCCACUGGAGACGGAGCAGCUGUAUGAACUUAUUGACUGGAGAGCUGACGCCCAUUUUCAGUACAAUAAACAACACAACUGAACACUGUGAAUCAUCAGCAUUCGCAGACGGACCAGAUUCAUUUAAGGAGACAUUUCAAAUUAAUAAAACGAAGCAACCAACGAAGCUGUCUUCAUACCGGAUCAGCAAUGGUUUUGAAAAAGCUUCUGCGUUUCGGGAAACAGCUGCUGAGAGUAAAGGUUGUAAACUGCAACUCAGAGGAAUCGCGACUGUCCCGAUGUCUGAACACUUUUGACCUGGUGGCUCUUGGUGUGGGCAGUACAUUAGGAGCAGGGGUUUAUGUCCUGGCCGGAGCUGUGGCUCGAGAAAACGCCGGACCGGCCAUUGUGCUGUCGUUUCUCAUCGCCGCUCUGGCUUCAGUGCUCGCUGGUCUCUGUUAUGCAGAGUUUGGAGCCAGAGUGCCCAAAACAGGAUCAGCGUACCUGUACAGCUACGUGACUGUAGGAGAGCUGUGGGCCUUUAUAACUGGCUGGAACCUGAUUCUUUCAUAUGUUAUAGGUACCUCAAGUGUUGCCCGAGCUUGGAGUGCCACAUUUGAUGAGUUGAUUGGAAAACAUAUUGAGCAUUUCUGCCGCCAGUACAUGUCCAUGAAUGCGCCGGGCGUCCUGGCGGAGUAUCCAGAUAUGUUUUCUGUUUUCAUCAUCCUCACACUCACAGGCCUGCUGGCCUUUGGGGUGAAGGAAUCAGCCAUGGUCAAUAAAGUGUUCACCUGCAUCAACAUUCUGGUGCUGCUGUUCAUGGUCGUCUCUGGACUAGUCAAAGGGACUCUGAAGAACUGGCACCUGGACCCCGAUGAGAUCCUCAAUGCAACCAACUCCACCCUUAAUGCCACGCAGCCGCUGCCAUCAGAAGAGAUGCUGGGUCAAGGUGGCUUCAUGCCUUUCGGCUUCACAGGGGUUUUAUCAGGAGCGGCGACCUGCUUUUACGCCUUCGUUGGCUUCGACUGCAUCGCAACUACAGGUGAGGAGGUAAAAAACCCUCAACGAGCCAUUCCCAUCGGCAUCGUCUCCUCGCUCCUCAUCUGCUUUGUGGCGUAUUUUGGUGUAUCAGCCGCGCUCACCAUGAUGAUGCCCUAUUACAUGCUGGAUAAAAACAGUCCUCUUCCUGUGGCGUUUAAGUAUGUUGGUUGGGAAGGAGCUACAUAUGCUGUGGCUGUAGGGUCUCUCUGCGCCCUGUCCACCAGCCUGCUUGGCGCCAUGUUCCCCAUGCCCCGUGUCCUGUGGGCCAUGGCUGACGAUGGCCUGCUCUUCAAAUUCAUGGCUGGGAUCAGCGAGAGAACAAAAACACCCAUAAAAGCCACUAUAAUGUCUGGCUUUCUCGCAGCAAUCAUGGCUUUCCUGUUUGACCUGAAGGACUUGGUUGAUCUAAUGUCUAUAGGGACUCUUCUGGCCUACACACUGGUUGCUGCCUGCGUUCUUGUACUCAGGUACCAGCCGGAGCAGUUUUCUCAAACAUAUCACAUAGCCAACACACAUGAAGACAUGGAAAUGAGUGAAACAAUAAGCACACCCAGCAUGGGGAUCCUGCCCGGCGUAGAGGAGCGUUUCAGCUUCAAAAACCUGCUCUUUCCGGACAUCAUCGAACCCUCCAACCUGUCUGGAUUCACCGUUAACAUCUGCACCAGUCUGCUCGGUCUGCUGAUUCUCAGCUUCAGUCUGUUGGCGGUUCGGGGAGGAAUAGCGAGCUGGAAUAUCAUCACUCUCGCUGUCCUGUUCGGCCUGUGUGUCAUUGUCACAUUUAUCAUCUGGAGGCAACCUGAGAGUAAAACCAAGCUCUCUUUUAAGGUUCCUUGUCUUCCCUUCAUUCCGGUGGUGAGCAUGUUUGUCAACGUCUACCUGAUGAUGCAACUGGACAGAGGCACCUGGAUACGAUUUGCCAUCUGGAUGUCUAUAGGACUCGUAAUCUACUUUGGCUAUGGGAUCUGGCACAGCACCGAAGCCGCUCUGGCUCAUUCCAGUAUGGACGAAGAGUUGAGUGUGUACAAACCUGCCUGCGGUCUCAACCGAGACAGCGUGACCCCAGAGAAAGAGGCUUUCCUCUGUAAUGGCCACGGGUCACAGGUAGAUGACGAUGGAGAUAUCUAAAUGAGCAACAGUGUUAUGUUGUAUACUCAGACUUUACAGAAAGCACUCCGUCAGGAGGUAGUGAGGAACACGGGUCGCUGGAGUCUAAUCUGGUAGAGCUCGAUGACUGAUUUAACCAAUGUCACUUUCAUGUGAAGGAGUCGGAGGGUUCAGUGCGCACUACAUAGAUGGAGGUAUUUGAAUAUUCAUACAACUCCAGGGCUUUGUUUUUUUUUCUACUUCAGAGAUCUUGAAGAAAACCAAAACAGGCACAGGACCUUUUGUUGAGUAAACAAACAAACAAACAAACAAACAAACAAAAACAGAAACAAAUGUGAGCUGCAGUAUUUUGAACUUGUGCCUUUUGUCCUUGUAUUGCGAUCAAAAGUACAACCUUAGUUGUGAAAAUGCUGGGACGUUUUUGUAAAAUGCAAGUAAAUCAGGAAUAUGUGUUUUGUUAAUUGUCUUUAACCAUUAUUUUCUAAGGUAAAGCACUUACUUACUUACCUACUCCCAAGGCCGUUUAUAGUGACGUUGAUAUUUAGGCCCAAUCCCCAUUCUACCCCUUAGCCCUUUCCCUUACCCCUAUCCCUUGUUUGCGUGUUCACAUUAGGGGUAGGGGUGUCCCAAUUCUCGUUAGCUUGAAGAUGUAGGACUAAGGGGAAGGGCUAGAUACCCCUCGAAACUGAAAUUUUUCAUGACCAAACUCGAAACCAAGGAGUAAAAUUUUUUCCCAAAAUACACCAGCCACAUUGGCAGCAUGGCUGCACAGGUAAAAAAAAAAAGAGAUACACAAAUUAGCAUUUUUUUUUCAUUAUUACAAAUUUUUACAACAAACAAGCAUAUGUUUUAAUAUUUUCAUAACCGCGUUCGUGUUUUACCAUCAUGUUAAAAAAAAAACAAUGAAUUUGGCUUUCUAUAAUCCCUAAUGAUAACUCCUGUUUAGAAGUCCCACAACAUUCUGACACUCGGUGACACUUGAAUAUCCUGUCAGAAAAGUCUAGUGGCUGUGAAUGAGCUUUUUUACAGUGUCUGCUAUAAUGUUAAUGUUGUUUUUGUGGGUUUACAUAGAUGAAUAUGGCCACUGUGUAAAUGCACAGUACAGUUACGAUCUAAUUGCCUCAUUAUAUCAAUAUGAUAACAUGAAAUAUGCCUUCAGUAAUUUCCUAAAGAUAAAUACCAAAAAGUAACGCAACUGGAAUAACCACAGAAGUUGCGAUCGUCAGUCUCAUAUAAAGCAAGUAAUCGCAAUGACAUAUGAUGAUAUGUGCUGGUGCUGUAGUGGUGUCCUAUUUUUUAGAGGUAAAUUUUAAAACCCUUCCCCUUAACACUCUGUUUCAAUGUCCAAGGGGAAGGGGUAGGGCUACAAAAAAUUAAUUGAAAUUGGGCCUAAGCUGUACCGUGUUGGUGUAUGUGUGUAUGUCCUGGUCCUCGGAGGUUGAGCAUUGGGCUAACAACCAGCUUUGUAAAAAAAUUGAAGUUACGAAACACCAACAUGGUGUGGCUAAGGAAAAGUAGAAAGAAAAAACAAGUUUUUUUACCCAGCAAAUGAAUUGAAUUGUGUAGGUAUAAACAAUUGUCAGAUUUCAAUGGUGCCAGCUGUUUUUUCUUUCACGAUAUUAAUAUCUAUCUGGCAGUUUGUGAACAAUCCAAUUUGAAAGGAGAAAUAUUCUCAAUGUUUUUGACAAUUCUCUCAUGGAUUUUAACACAAUAUGAUCAGCCAUUAAGACUGUGA